Kluyveromyces lactis is the source of this 3240-nucleotide messenger RNA. It is a transcript of the gene HRQ1, whose product is annotated as ATP-dependent 3'-5' DNA helicase. Gene Ontology annotation, molecular function: nucleic acid binding; ATP binding. Bases 1 to 3240 code for a protein of 1079 amino acids. The record is from RefSeq and is a predicted model, not a curated record. The transcript has a single exon. Lineage: Eukaryota; Fungi; Ascomycota; Saccharomycetes; Saccharomycetales; Saccharomycetaceae.
AUGGUAGAUGAGACAGAAGAAGAUGUUGCGUUUCUCAAGAAGAGGAAGAUAGGUAAGGAUGAAUUCUGGGAGCUAAAAAAUAUUUUCUUUCGGCUCAAUACCUUCUACACAUUCCUUCUGACAAGAAAUCAUGUUAUUACCACUUUCGAUGUCCUAAAGCCAGCGGUUCAAAAGGCGGUAAAGCGGCCUUUGUUAGAACAAGAUUUUGCUAAGAUAUGUGUUAUCAUGCCAAGUGAUACUAUCUUUAAAUACAUCGAUAGAAACCAGUUUCAAGUUGAAGAGAAAGUUUUCAAUUUCAAGAAUGGUGGCUAUCAGCAAAAGGAUAAUGAUAUUUUUGACUUGAAGGCAGAAGAUCAUCAAGUAAACGAUGAAGUAGAAGAUUCACAGGUCCUUGUCUUUCAGUUUAAAGAUGGGAACAUGAUGAAUACUUGGAAGAAAAAAACGAACAAGAGCGACAUGAAUGCACCGGAGUUUACAACGGAUGCUAUGAAAAAGAUGAUAUCAAGAAGGAAAUUGUCUUUUGAAUCUGCUCUUAAUCGGUUUAUCUUCAACUGCAAGCUUGAAGGGAAGACACCCAUGGAGGAGUUAGAAAGACUUUCAGCUGCUAGAGUACCCAAAAAGAAAGAUUUCAUGGACCCAAUCGAAUCAAUGUUGCAGGCAAAGAAAAAUAUCGAAACUGAAGUUGUAAAUGAAGCUGGUGAUUCAAGACCUACAAUACCUAUAUUAUUGGAGAAGAUUAAACAUUCUAGCAUCUAUAACGAUCAAAUUACCAAUUCGUAUAUCAUACCAGAGAGAAUAGCGAAAUAUGGUGAAUUAGAAUUUGCACUCUCUCCGGAAGUUUAUCAGGCGCUUGAGUAUAAAGACUUCUAUUCUCACCAAGCUGCAGCAAUAAACUGCAUUCAUAAGGGAGAGAAUGUCAUAAUCACAACGUCUACUUCGUCGGGAAAAUCUUUAAUCUACCAGUUAUCUGCAAUAGACGCACUACUCAAGGAUCCACACUCUACGUUCAUGUACAUAUUUCCGACAAAAGCUUUAGCACAAGAUCAAAAGAGAUCAUUUCAAAAGCUAUUGUCCAAGAUACCAGAAUUGUCACAUGUUAUUGUAGAUACCUAUGAUGGAGACACAGAGCAACAAGCACGAGCAGGUAUUCGGAUUUCGGCUCGUGUUAUUUUCACGAAUCCUGAUAUGAUUCACACAAGUAUUUUACCUAAUCAUCCUAACUGGAAAAUGUUUUUGGACAAUCUAAGAUAUGUGGUCGUUGAUGAAUUGCAUAUUUAUAAGGGCUUUUUCGGUUCCCAUGUGGCUUUAGUUAUGAGAAGAUUAGUCCGAAUUGUGAAGGGGUUUUAUAAAAAUGAAAAGCUUCAAUUUAUAUCAUGUUCUGCUACACUAAAACAUCCCAUACAACAUAUGCAAGACAUUUUCGGUAUUGAGCAAGUCACGUUGAUUAACGAAGAUGGUUCGCCAAGAGGUACAAAACACUUGGUGGUGUGGAACCCUCCAAAGUUGUCUCAGCAUGAUAGAAAAAGAGAAAAUUUCAUCGGAGAAAGCGCUAAAAUAUUAGUUCAGCUAAUCAUACAGAACGUUCGGACAAUUGCUUUCUGUUAUGUUCGUAGAGUAUGUGAACUGUUAAUGAAAGAAGUCAGAAUAAUUCUUCAAGAUAUGGGAAAGUUGCAGUUAAUUAACGAAGUCAUGUCUUAUAGAGGUGGAUACUCCGCAAGUGACAGACGUAAAAUUGAGCAAGAAAUGUUUCAUGGGAAUCUCCGUGCUGUUGUUUCAACAAAUGCUCUAGAAUUGGGUAUUGAUAUUGGUGGUUUGGACUCCGUUUUGAUGUGUGGAUUUCCCUUAUCCUUGGCUAAUUUUCACCAACAAUCUGGUAGAGCUGGUAGAAGAAACAGAGAUUCCUUGACAUUGGUAGUUGCUAGCGACUCGCCUGUUGAUCAGCAUUAUGUCGCCCAUUCUGAAUCCUUAUUAGAAGUCGAUAACCCUGAAUCGUACCAGGAUCUUGUUUUGGAUUUUGAUAAUAUGUUAAUGUUUGAAAGUCAUAUCCAGUGUGCAGCUUUUGAGCUUCCGAUUGAUAUUGACCGGGAUUCUCAAUAUUUUGAUAGGAAGAAUUUAACUACAAUAUGUGAAACGAGAUUACAACACGAUGCGAAUGGGUAUCAUGCCAAUGAUCGAUUUUUGCCCUGGCCAUCCGCUCUCAUUUCUUUACGAGGUUCAGAAGAGGAUAUUUUCGCUGUCGUGGAUAUAACAAAUGGUAGAAAUAUAAUCAUCGAAGAGGUGGAGGCUUCCCGGACCAGUUUCACCUUAUAUGAUGGUGGUAUCUUCAUUCAUCAAGGUUAUCCUUAUCUAGUGAAAGAGUUUAAUCCCGAUGAUAAGUAUGCUAAGGUUCAGAGAGUAGAUGUCGAUUGGACAACCAGUCAGAGAGAUUUCACCGACGUUGAUCCGGAAGAGAUUGAACAGAUUAGGUCUAUGCAGAACAGUGACGUACCAGCAUAUUACGGUAAGAUAAGGACAACAAUUAUAGUCUUUGGCUUCUUUAAAAUUGAUAAACAAGGUCGUAUUUUAGACGCUGUUGAAACUCAUAAUCCUCCAGUGAUUAUUAACUCUAAAGGGCUUUGGAUUGACAUCCCCAAAAGAGCGUUGGAACUCAUUGAGAGCAAACAUUUAAAUUCUGCGGGCGGUAUACAUGCAGCACAACAUGCAAUAUUAGGGUUGUUACCGAGGUUCAUCGUUGCUGGAGUUGAUGAAAUCUCUACAGAAUGUAAGGCACCAGAGAAAGAAUUUGCCGAACGGCAAACUUCUCGUAAACGUCCCGCCAGAUUAGUCUUUUACGAUUCUAAAGGAGGUAAACAGGGAUCAGGAUUAUGUAUGAAAACAUUCGAGCAUAUUGAGGAGAUUUUAAACGGUGCAUUGCAACGUGUAGAAGAGUGUCCAUGCGAAGAUGGAUGUCCGGAAUGUGUUGCGGCAGCCUUCUGUAAAGAAAACAGUUUAGUUCUUUCAAAGCCAGCUGCAUUGGUGAUAUUGCAUUGCAUUUUAGGGCAUAAAGAAUCAAGUUUUAUGACCAGAAUCAAAGAUGGCCCGGAACCUAACAUGCCCGAAAUCUUGGUUGAAACCAUAGAGCCUGUGUCAGGACAUGUCAAAUUUUCUAAAGACCUUCAGGUCAUUGACACUAGGGAAAUUAAGAAUGGAGAAGAAAAUUUAGUAACAAUAAAAAAAGAAGAUAAUCCAAAUGAGAACUGA